UAACAAAUAAUUUGAGAUCAUGGCUUCUCAAAGAAAAGGGUUUGACUAUCUAUUCAAACUGUUGCUCAUUGGUGACAGUGGUGUGGGUAAAACCUGCAUCUUGUUUCGAUUCUCAGAUGACGCAUUCAACUCCACCUUUAUAUCCACCAUAGGAAUUGAUUUCAAAAUCAAAACGAUUGAGCUUCAUGGAAAGAAAAUAAAACUUCAAAUAUGGGACACAGCAGGACAAGAACGAUUUCAGACAAUUACAACAAGCUACUACAGAGGAGCCAUGGGGAUAAUGCUAGUUUACGACAUUACACAAAGUUCAUCGUUUGGGAAUAUCAACAAAUGGUUACGGAACAUUGAGGACCACGCUACGGAUAAUGUCGCUAAGUUGAUACUGGGUAACAAGUGUGAUAUGGAGGCAAGGAGAGUAGUUCCUACCGAGCAGGGUGAACAGUUGGCGAAAAGUAAAGGACUUAAGUUUUUGGAAACGAGCGCCAAAGCCAACAUUAACAUCGACAAAGCCUUUACUAUGAUUGCAGAAGAUAUUUUACAAAAGACGCCGAACCCAUCCCUCCGACCAGUUGAUCCGAUUAUUCAGCCGGGUGAAUCGCAUAGCUCGUCGGGAUGUUCUUGUUGAUUUCUUUGGAGGCGGGGUCAAAGUUUUGUACGUUUUUACACACCGAUCUGGAAAAUGAAUAGAUUGUCGCCUACGUUAUCACGUGAUCUCAUUAUCACGUGAUCUCAUUAUCACGUGAUCUCAUAAUUGUCACGUGAUCCUGGUGUGAUCUCCUCACAGUUCCUUCAACUCCGGAUCGUGCCCUACCUGAAACUGUCGCAUGUCAACUUUGUUAAACUUUAAUAUAUCUCUACGUCGGACAUCCUGUUUAUAUCGUCCCUUUUUUCAAACUCUGUAAGACUAAUUAUAAUUAAUUAUAAUUGUUUGAGAGAAUCAUCUGCAGCGUCCCAAACAUAAGGGAUUAGGUUUAAUUAGUCAAUUUAGUCUCGUUCAGGGAAGUGACAUAAUCAGUGUUUAGUAUUAAGAUUCCACCAAACUCCCUGAGUCACUGUGUACUUUUGAACGGUCAAUCGGGAUCGUUAUCAGUUCAGUGUGAUAAUAAUACAAAUUAUUGCUGUUAAUGCUGUACCAUCUGACCAGGGAGUGAGAUGUCGUUGUAAAAUCAAAACACUGGUCGUCACAUUCCAACCUUCUAGUCUGUUCGUAGUCUAACUUACAUUCUUUAUUAGAAAAGUUCUGUGCUAAAGUUAAACUUUGUAAAUUUGGAGUUAGUUGUUCCGGUGGACUAAUGAUGUUUAGUUUUUUUGCUUAAAUUGCACUGUGAAUAGCUACUGAAUAGUGAAAUUGCUGAACGGUAAAAUUGUUGAAUAGUGAAAUUGCUGAAUAGUGAAAUUGCUGAAUAGUGAAAUUGUGAUUUAUCGGUAAGUGUUGUGCUUGGGAUUUAGCAAAAAACAAUGAUAUAUAAACCUUUUUAUUUUGAUUUUGUAUUGUUGUAAUAGUCAAAAAGUUAGUUGAUGUCUAGAUACCUGUGAUGAUGAUGAUGAUAAUAUCUCGGCCAAUCUACUAGACGUCCUCUCUGAAUUUGUUUAUAGACUCAUUAUAGUAGAUGCUAUAUUUGUGAGUUCGAAGCAGGAUUAUAUUACGGUCGUCCGUUAAAGGACGGAUGAGUGUUGAUUAUAAUAAUAAUCGUUGUUAUUUUUUCAUAAAAUUGCUCAUAAAUAGCGCUCUUUUCUUUUUUGCGAUAACACAAAAUAUCAAGAUGAAGUGAAAGUACUUUAUAGUUUUUCAAAUGACGUGACAAAUAUAUAAUAUAUGUUGUUUUUGAUUUGAAAAUUGAGAAUUUGGCUAAUCUUCAUCCUUACGAUUUAUCCCAUUUAUAAUUCCAAUUUCACAUACAAUCAUUUUCAAGAGAAA
Molecule: messenger RNA, 1918 nt
Organism: Bolinopsis microptera
Lineage: Eukaryota; Metazoa; Ctenophora; Tentaculata; Lobata; Bolinopsidae
Product: ras-related protein Rab-10-like
Exons: 9
Coding region: 20-625 (201 amino acids)
Molecular function (GO): GTPase activity; GTP binding
Source: RefSeq, a predicted model, not a curated record